Messenger RNA from Cooperia oncophora, 1113 nucleotides. The record is from the annotation of a GenBank genome assembly. Lineage: Eukaryota; Metazoa; Nematoda; Chromadorea; Rhabditida; Trichostrongylidae.
AUGGCGAUCUCUUGCGCUGCUUUCAAAUCGUCAGCUAUAGUGAGAGAAUCGCUGUCAGUCAUCACUGUAAUACUUGAACUGUUCUCUACGGUCAAAGAUUGCAAUGUUUUGGUAUGCGGCGGAGAUGGUACAAUUGGAUGGGUCCUUGAGUCGAUGGGACAAAAUGAGCACACGUUUGUGCAUGGAAGACCCUCCCGUGACGAUACUCCACCUCGAACGGGUAACGAAUUUAGCCAGGAUGUUACGAUGGGAGUGCGAGGCUACGACGAACGAAAGUCUCUAACAAGGUUCAUUGCACGUCAAAUCGAGAAAGCCACCUUGGUAAGCGGCCAACUGUUCUCUGGUUGUCUUUUUGUAGCAAUACAUUGUUCAGGUGGAUUUAGACAGAUGGUUCAUCAAAAUUAUGCCAAAGGAAGAGGCACAAAAAAGGAAAAAGGGGAUUCACAGCCUUACCAGAUCAUCAACAACUACUCAGUCAUGGCAAUUUUUGAUGCGUCAAUAGCCCAUCGAUUUCACGUGAUGCGAGAAAAAUAUCCUGAAAAAUUCAGCAGUAGAAUGAGGAACAAGUUAUGGUAUUUCGAACUAGGAACCAGUGAGACUCUCUCCAGCUCAUGUAAGAAUCUCCACGAGCAGAUUGAUAUUCACUGUGAUGGUGAGGCGGUGGAUUUGGGACAAGACUGUUCAUUAGAAGGCAUUGCUUUAUUGAACAUUCACUCCAUCUAUGGAGGUUCAGAUCUAUGGGGGAAGAACCGCAAGGGAAAGCCGCGCUUUGCUUUUCACGUGGCUCGUUCGAAUUCUGAUGAAAAGAUGCAAUUACAGACGAGAGUGCAAGACAUCGGUGACGGGCUCAUUGAGCUAGUUGGCCUGGAAUCGGCUAUGCAAAUGGGUCAGAUCAAAGCUGGUGUACGAGGAGCUCGCAGACUUUCGCAAUGCUCUACUGUCACCAUCGAGACAUUCAAAUCGUUUCCUAUGCAGAUCGAUGGCGAGCCAUGGAUGCAACCACCUUGUUUGAUUCAAAUCAAUCACAAGAACCAAGUGAAGCUGUUAGUUGCGCCGAGAAAGAGGAGUUCAUGGUCGCUAUUAGGUCGUCAGUCGACAUCGGAUGACCUUUAA